Messenger RNA from Lepus europaeus (European hare), 6293 nucleotides. It is a transcript of the gene EPS8, whose product is annotated as EGFR pathway substrate 8, signaling adaptor. Gene Ontology annotation, molecular function: actin binding. The record is from RefSeq and is a predicted model, not a curated record. Gene Ontology annotation, biological process: regulation of Rho protein signal transduction; positive regulation of ruffle assembly; Rho protein signal transduction. The coding region runs from base 219 to 2684 and encodes 821 amino acids. NCBI's taxonomy places the organism in Eukaryota, Metazoa, Chordata, Mammalia, Lagomorpha, Leporidae. Gene Ontology annotation, cellular component: plasma membrane; vesicle; ruffle membrane. The transcript has 22 exons.
GGCUGGGCGCGGAAGGCGGCGGUGCAGUGCGCGGGGCGGCAGGCAGGCAGGCGGGCGGGGUGGGGUUUGUCUUGCCGGCCGACUCCCACCUCGCCUGGGCUGACGGCGCCUCCGGGAACACUCGCGGCUCCGAGGAUACCUUAUCAUAGUCCUCACUGGACAGAAGUGGAAACAUAAGAAUUGGACCUGUUUUUUCUUUUUGAGGAUUGAAAGAUAGGAUGAACGGUCAUAUUUCGAAUCAUCCCAGUGGUUUUGGAAUGUACUCAUCUCCAGUGAAUGGCUACGGAUCGUCACCCACCUAUUCUCAGAUGGACAGAGAGCACACUUCGAAAACAAGUGCAAAGGCCCUUUAUGAACAGAGGAAGAAUUAUGCACGGGACAGUGUCAGCAGUGUGUCAGAUGUAUCCCAGUAUCGUGUUGAACACUUGACUACCUUUGUUCUGGAUCGGAAAGAUGCUAUGAUAACUGUUGAUGAUGGAAUAAGGAAGCUGAAAUUGCUUGAUGCCAAGGGCAAAGUGUGGACUCAAGAUAUGAUUCUUCAAGUGGAUGACAGAGCUGUGAGCCUCAUUGAUUUAGAGUCAAAGAAUGAACUGGAGAAUUUUCCUUUAAACACUAUCCAGCACUGCCAAGCGGUAAUGCACUCAUGCAGCUAUGAUUCAAUUCUUGCCCUGGUGUGCAAAGAGCCAACCCAGAACAAGCCAGAUCUUCAUCUUUUCCAAUGUGAUGAGAUUAAGGCCAACCUGAUUAGUGAAGAUAUUGAAAGUGCAAUCAGUGACAGUAAGGGAGGGAAACAGAAGAGGCGGCCCGAUGCCCUGAGGAUGAUUUCCAAAGCAGACCCUGGCAUUCCACCUCCACCCAGAGCUCCUGCCCCCGUUCCCCCUGGGACUGUGACACAGGUGGACGUUAGAAGUCGGGUGGCAGCCUGGUCUGCAUGGGCAGCUGACCAAGGGGAUUUUGAGAAACCAAGGCACUAUCAUGAGCAGGAAGAAACACCCGAGAUGAUGGCGGCAAGGAUUGACAGAGAGGUGCAAAUCUUAAAUCACAUCUUGGAUGACAUUGAAUUUUUUAUCACAAAACUCCAAAAAGCAGCAGAAGCAUUUUCUGAGCUUUCCAGAAGAAAGAAAACUAAGAAAAGUAAAAAGAAAGGACCAGGAGAGGGUGUCUUAACACUGAGGGCAAAACCCCCACCUCCUGAUGAAUUUGUUGACUGUUUCCAGAAAUUUAAACAUGGAUUUAACCUUCUGGCCAAAUUGAAGUCUCACAUCCAAAACCCCAGUGCUGCAGAUUUGGUUCAUUUUCUGUUUACUCCUUUGAAUAUGGUGGUACAGGCAACAGGAGGUCCUGACCUAGCCAGUUCAGUACUGAGUCCUCUCUUGACUAAGGACACGAUUGAUUUCUUAAGUUACACUGUCAACGCUGAGGAACGGCAGUUGUGGAUGUCAUUGGGAGAAGCUUGGAUGAAAGCCAGAACAGAGUGGCCAAAAGAACAGUUUAUUCCCCCCUAUGUCCCACGUUUCCGCAAUGGUUGGGAGCCACCAAUGCUGAACUUCAUGGGGGCACCAAUGGAGCAAGAUCUUUAUCAACUGGCUGAGUCCGUGGCAAACGUAGCAGAACAUCAGCGCAAACAGGAAAUAAAAAGAUUAUCUACAGAGCACUCCAGUGGAUCAGAAUACUCUCCUGAUGCAUACACAUACAACAGCAACAUGUACACGAGAGGGCCUCAUCUGGACCAAGGGGAAGCUGCUGUUGCAUAUAAGCCAACUCCCAACCGCCAUGUAGAUAGAAAUUAUGACCCAGUGAAAACACAACCCAAGAAAUAUGCCAAAUCCAAGUACGACUUUGUAGCAAGGAACAACAGUGAGCUGUCCGUCCUAAAGGACGAUAUUUUAGAGAUACUUGAUGAUAGGAAGCAGUGGUGGAAAGUUCGAAAUGCAAGUGGAGACUCUGGAUUUGUGCCAAAUAACAUUUUGGAUAUUGUGAGACCUCCAGAGUCUGGUGUAGGGCGUGCUGACCCACCAUAUACGCACACCAUACAGAAACAAAGGAUGGAGUAUGGUCCAAGAACAUCAGAUACUCCCUCUGCACCCUCACCUCCUCCUGCGCCAGCUCCUAUUCCUGUUCCCCUUCCACCUUCUGCUCCUGCACCUGUUCCUGUAUCUAAGGUCCCAGCCAGCAUAACCCGGCAGAACAGCAGCUCCAGCGAGAGUGGCGGCAGUAUUGUUCGAGACGGCCAGAGACACAAACAACUUCCAGUGGACCGAAGGAAAUCUCAGAUGGAGGAAGUGCAGGAUGAGCUCAUCCACAGGCUGACCAUUGGUCGGAGUGCUGCUCAGAAGAAGUUCCACGUGCCACGGCAGAACGUGCCAGUUGUCAACAUCACCUAUGACUCCACACCCGAGGAUGUGAAGACAUGGCUGCAGUCCAAGGGAUUCAACCCUGUGACUGUCAAUAGUCUUGGAGUAUUAAAUGGUGCGCAACUUUUCUCUCUCAAUAAAGAUGAGCUGAGGACAGUCUGUCCUGAAGGGGCCAGAGUCUUUAGCCAAAUCACUGUACAAAAAGCUGCAUUAGAGGAUAACAAUGGCAGCUCUGAAUUGCAAGAAAUCAUGCGAAGACGACAGGAAAAAAUCAGUGCCGCUGCUAGUGACUCAGGAGUGGAAUCUUUUGAUGAGGGAAGCAGCCACUAAUUUGUGUGUGUGUGUGUAUGUGUUUGUUUUUAAAUUCCAUAAUCUUGACAUUAUUCCAACAUGCUUUGUUUUAAGAAGCCUUGAAGGGAAUGUCAGAUUUGUUUUUUUUCUUGGCCUACUUAAUUUAUCGCCAUAAAAAAAGCAAUGCAAACCUGAGUAAGCAGAGGACUUGUUUGUGGGACCAUUAUUUUUAUUAAGACUGAAAAAUCUUAAACUGAAUUUUUUGCCCUUGGGAAAUACUUUUCCUGCUUGACCACAGUGGACCUUUGUUAGGUUAUUUAAUCCAUAUUUCAGAGUAUACACAGGAACUUUUUGACAGUGGCAACUGAAUUCACUGCAACAAAGCAAAGAUGUUGUCAAUGGUUUGAAAUCUAAGCAAUUGCAGUUUUGCCUGUGAAUGUGGUGUCUGUCCUCAUCAUGUGAGCCGCUGCUUACUUAGGUCUCUGACAUACUCAAUGACAGACUGUUUAGGUUUAUUUAAAGUUCUUAAUGCCAACAGUUAAAAAAAAAUUGAAACAUUUUAAUAAACUGUAAAGUACAGCCAAGCCUUGCACUUGCAAAUGUAAAGCUAUGGAACAUUCUAGAGACAUUUUAUUUAUCACAGCUCUAUUGAUCACAACUCCUUGCAUAGUUUGUGUAUUGAUUUAGUUUAUGUUCUGCUUGUGAUGUGAUAGUGUGUUCCUAUAUGUGAGAAAGCACAAGUCAGAAAGAGGUCAUAUACAAUCAAAAUCUAUGGAAGGAAAGAACCUGCAUUUGUAUGUGUUACAGUAUUUUGCUUAAUGGAGGCCUCUGUUCUGAAUAUUGAUAGAAGUAAUUGAAAGGAAAUUGGGGCCAUUUAUUGUGUUUUUCUGUGUCAAGUCAUUUUGGUAAUAAGAAACACUUAAUUUACACAUAUUUUAAUCUAGUUGGAAGAUUCUAGAUAGAAGAAAGAGAGAGACCUAACCUUCAACAAAUGUUAUUUUUGGAAACACAAUUUUUGUCAUUAAAUGUUAUAUUAUUUCACAUAUAUAAAACAGAUGUUAUGUAAGAAUGUUGUAUAUUUUAACAUAAAUCCAUCUAGAAAGAUGAUCUAGAUUCAUUAAUUUUCAUAGUGCCUUUUCACAUGAGUCAGGUGGAAAGUCUGCAAUAAACAGUAUUUGCUGUAUGUUAAUAAAUGGCUUCUGUUUCAUUAACAAAGGGGAUCUUUGCUGUGUAGACUAGAGUUUAGUAUUGACUGGAAUGCAUUGGAAAAAGUAAAAAUCUACAUUUUUUUUCUAAUGAGGUUCUGUUAAUUUCUGAGUAGGUAAAACUGCUAUGGAACACUUUCUCCAAUUGUUUAUUUUCUUUCCACCGUGUUUAUUUCAACAUAUUUUCUUUCUACCACCUAGUAACAGUUGGUAAUAGUAGUGAGAAUUAAAUUUAUAUAGCACUUAAAAUAGCUAAAAGCCUUCAUGUACAUACUUUACUAAACAUUUACAAAUAACUCCAAAUUAUAUGAGGAGACUUCAGAGAGCUUGUGGGAACGUGAAAUUAAAAGGUAAGUGUAUUUUUAUGCAAAAAAGUGAAAUCUAUGCAUAGUUUUUCAUACCAUGCAUUUUCCAUGACCUUUUCAUUGAUCCUCCCUAUGCAUGGAUUUCAGAGUGGAACUUUGCACCAAAAUAAGCUUGUAUUUGAAUCCAUUUUCCAUGAGCUUUCUGAAGCACCCUAGUACUUUCAUGGGUGAGGAAGUGUAGUUUCCUAGAAGCUAAUUUAUUCCAAAUCAUGAAAGAUUUGGAAGUUUCUCACUUUCCAUCUCAGUGUCUCCAUAAUACCUCCCCUUGGACUAUGCGGCACAUGUGAGAAUGAGAAAGGAGUAUAAGUUUAGAUCUUUUAUAUUUCAUAAGCACUGAUACAUGUUGAGAACUUAGUCCUUAAGUAAAACUCUCUGAAAAUACAUGGAGGUGACAAAAGAAAAGGAUUUAAAAUGAACAUAACCUGUGUGUAAAGUAGUGUAUCUGAUUUGAAACUGAUAGGUCCAACUUGCAUCCCUAUGCUGGAAAAUACAAAGGAAAGUCUCCCCAGAGUAGUGAUUGCUGGAAGCAUUCCCCUCACCAAGGACUGUGAGCACAAAGAUAAGAGGUGAAUGGAGUGUAGCUACCUGCACGAGAGGCACUCCAGAGUGGGGAUCCAGACAUCUGAGGCGCGUGCUCACCAGGGCCUCACAAGUUUGGAGGAAAAACCUGUAGAGAAGGAAAGCAAACCUCUGAGAGCAGGGCAAGGCCUAAUGGGCACUCUUGCCUCAGGAAUUCAGAAAAUUUUUCAGAAAACCCAUGGAGCUGGAAUUUGGAGCUCCAAGGAGAGCAUGCAGCCAGCUGGUGCUUGGAUGUCUAAAAGGACCAAGAGACUUCUGGGAGCAUGGGGGAAAGCAAACUGGUUACUGAAACCGACACUGCUGCCACCGAGAAUCAUUUCUGCUUGCAGAGUUAAGAGUUAUGACCAGGGUGAUGUUGGUAGGAACACAACAGAAAAUAGGAAUGAGGAGUUCCUUGGUCCUCCUGUCGCCCUCUGUAGCCUUCUACCUCCCUGUAGCACAUAUUUUGGGUGGAUUCUAUCAGGCACCCACAGGCAAAACCCCAAAUCACCAAGAUGAGAAUACAGGUGGAUUUGAAGCAGAGAGAGCGACUCCAUAACCAUCACAUUUUGGCUUCUGCCUAUUUAGCCUCUACACUUACUCUUCUAUGUUUCUUAAAUUAUAUAUGACAAUUAUAAAACAGUUGCAGUUUUCUCUAACAAAGUGUAAUCAUCCUCUGACAUUUAAACAGUAAUACAGAGCAUGUAAAAAUUUAUUUAUUUUUAUAUGAAAGGCAGAAUAAAAGAGACAGAUAUCUCUCAUCCAUUUUCAUCCCCGAAUACCAGCAACAGCUGAAGCUGAGAUUGGAUCAGACGUGGUCAGUUCCAGGAGCCAGGCACUCUAUCUGGGUCUCCCACAUGGAUGACAGGAACCCAAGUACUUGAGCCAUCACCUGCUGCAUCCCCAGGGACCCGUUAACUGGAAAAGCUAGAAUCAGAAGUGGAUCCAAGACUCCAACCCAAGGACUCUGUUAUGGGAUGCAGGUGUCCCAAACAGCAUUUCAACUGCUGUGCCAAAUUCCCACCCCCUAAUACAGAGUAUUUCCUGUAAAGAACUUGUUAAAUAGGCAAGAAGAGAACACUAAAACAUCGCAUCAGUGGUAAUAAAGGAAGCAGCUCUCAUGCCUGUUGCUGAGGAGCAAAUGGAAGAGUUGAGCACAUCAGCGCUGAGAAGCCUGAAGAAGGACACUAGAAAGGCUGUGCUCGCACCUGGUGAAGGGGACUGUCCGUGUCGGUGCUGGUAUCUGAGGGGAACACAGAGCAGAGCCCCAUGGAGCCCUGGGACAGAGAUCCUUGAGGGGACUUGAGACUCAUCUCUGAGUAGGUGCAGCCGAGGUGGUUCUAAACCACCUAGAAACUGGAGUCAGACCUGAUUCCGGAAUAUAGAUCUGUUCUUUUCACUGGUUUUCAGCCAUUUGCUUUUAGUGUGCCUGUGUGUAGUUUUCUUGUUUGAUCUUCUUGGAACUAUGAAAUUAUACUUUUUAUUAAAGAUGGAAAAAUUUCAGCUAUCAUUGCUUAAUA